AUGGGCCGCCAUUGGGGCCUGUGGGCCCACACCAAGGGCCUGUCUGUCAUCGUAAUGGUGAUGGGCUCUGCAGGGCAUGCUCCUUGCACUGGAGUGUGCAUGGCUGACAUGCACGGCUCAGUCUGCAAAGUGUUUUUGCACAUGCUCAGGCAUGUGAGUGGCGUUGCCACUGGUGGCGACUUUGCUGGUCAUGUGGACUGGCAAGUGGAGCAGAGAGUCCACCAGUGUGGGCGGAGUACAAAGGUGUCUUUCAUGUGCGCAUGUGGUGGUAGCCAGAGCAGCCAAUUUGCAGCACAACUGGUGAGAAUGUUUCGAUCUCGGAAAUGUGGGAUCUGCGAUGUAGAUGGCAAUUCGAUUGCCAAAGCCACAAGUUUGCACUGGCAAAGUACCUUGUGCUCUUCUCCAGGCCUGUGCUUCGUAAAAAUGGAGCUGUCAGUGUGA
This is a messenger RNA of Ostreobium quekettii, 441 nucleotides long. Lineage: Eukaryota; Viridiplantae; Chlorophyta; Ulvophyceae; Bryopsidales; Ostreobiaceae. The record is from the annotation of a GenBank genome assembly.